AUUCUUCAGGAUUUCUUUACAAGUUCCGAAGGAAGCAACUAUAGCUCGUUUUUAAUUUUUCGGUCCACUUAAUCAGAAUUUAUUUUCUACAACAAUAUAUAGAAAUAUAUCAAAAUUAAUUAUUUACAAGAAAGAAAGAAAUUUAUGUGAAAAUUAGUGAAGAAACAUAAAGUUUAUGCAAGAAAUUUUUUAAAUCUACAAAAACGGAAAAUUUUGUCGGUUUUAUUUAUUUAUUUAUUUUUUUUUUUUUAAGGAAAAUUUUGAAAGGACUCUUGAGAAAAAUAGUGAUUUGAAUGGACCCCUCUUUGUGGACAAGUAGGCGUUAUCGUUAUUUUACAUUAUAACGCCUCAAACCCCCAAAUAUAUUUUCCCCCUUUUAAUUAUAUAUCACGAAAAUUAAUAAAAAAAUGUUGGAACAAGUUAAUUUGGAUUUUUUGGAUAGUGAAAUUGAAGAUCCAGAAAAGGAGCGUACUCUUCGAGCUCAAAUUCAUAAGAAGAGCGAUGGAACUGAUUAUAUUUUGAAUAAAAAUCGAUAUCGCAGUCCCGUUUAUGAAGAAGCAUUCAGACGGUCAAUAGAAAAUCCUGAAGAAUUUUGGGCCGAAGUUGGAAAAUGUAUAGACUGGUUUAAACCGUGGGAUAAAGUUUUAGAUAAUAGCAAUGAACCCUUCACAAAAUGGUAUGUGGGAGGUGAAACAAACGCCUGUUAUAAUGCAUUGGAUCGUCACGUGAAAGCCGGACUGGGGGAAAAAACUGCUUUAAUUCAUGACAGUCCUUUAACGUCGUCAAUUCGAAAAGUCAAUUACAAUGAGCUUCUCGAAAAAACGUCCCUUUUGGCCGGUGCCCUUUCUGAAAUGGGAGUAAAAAAGGGUGACUGCGUUCUCAUUUAUAUGCCACUUAUUCCCGAAACAGUUAUUGCUAUUCUAGCAACAGCACGACUUGGUGCCAUUCAUUCAGUUGUUUUUGGUGGUUUUGCUGCUAAGGAAUUGGCAACUAGAAUAGAUCAUGCCAAACCAAAAGUUAUAAUUGCUGCCAGUUGUGGUUUAGAACCGACGAAAAUUAUCAAGUACACCGACAUGUUGAAUGAGGCAUUGGAUAUUAUUGUUUCGGCCAAACCAAAGUGCAUUGUCUAUCAAAGGAGACACGUUUGGGAAGCUCCACUUUUUGAAAAUCAAUUUGACUGGGACGAAUUAUUGAGGAGAGCGAAACCACAUCCUUGUGUGCCUGUCGAAGCCAAUCAGCCUUUAUAUAUUCUCUACACAUCGGGAACAACAGAUCAACCGAAAGGAAUUCAGAGACCAAUUGGAGGACACAUUGCGACCCUUUGUUGGUCAAUGAAGACAGUUUAUGGAAUGGAUAAAGAUUCGACGUGGUGGGCUGCAUCAGACAUGGGAUGGGUUGUUGGACAUUCCUACAUUUGUUAUGGUCCAUUAAUUAGUGGCGUAACAAGUGUCAUGUAUGAAGGAAAACCCGAUAGGACACCGGAUGCUGGACAAUAUUUCAGAAUUAUAGAUCAACACAAAGUAAAUGCCCUAUUCACUGUGCCAACUGCUUUUCGAAUUAUUCGACGUGCAGACCCCGAGAUAUUAUUGGGUAAACGAUACUCAACAAAGUCAUUAAAAGCAAUUUUUGUAGCAGGCGAGCACUGUGAUUAUGAAACAAAAGCGUGGGCGGAAAAAACAUUUAAAGUGCCAAUUCUAAAUCAUUGGUGGCAAACGGAAACUGGUCACCCUAUAACGUGCACUUGUUUAGGUUUGGGUCACACCACAAAUCCACCAAAGUAUAGCACUGGAUUGCCAGUUCCUGGUUAUAAUGUUCAAGUUUUACGAGAAGAUGGAAGUAGAGCGAGAGCCCACCAACUUGGUAGAAUUGUCAUAAAAUUACCUUUACCACCAGGAGUUAUGUCAACUCUUCAUCUGGCACCCGAGAAAUUUAAAGAAAUUUAUUUCUCAAAAUAUCCGGGUUAUUACGAUACCAUGGACGCUGGAUACAUUGAUGAAUUUGGAUACGUCUACGUAACGGCAAGAGAUGACGAUGUGAUAAACGUUGCUGGACAUCGAUUAUCUACAUCCGCUUUAGAAGAUGUUAUCCUUCGUCAUCCUAAUGUUGUCGAGGCGGCAGUAAUCGGCGUCCCGGAACAUAUGAAAGGAGAAAUUCCCCUGUGUCUAUACGUUAUGAAAGAUGAUUCUCAAAAAAAUGAAGAGGAGAUCAAUCAAGAAUUAGUUGCAUCCGUUCGUCGUCUCAUAGGACCAAUCGCCGCAUUUAAAGUUGUAGCCGCUGUUAAAGCUUUGCCCACUACACGAUCAGGAAAAAUUUGCCGAAGAUCGAUGGCCAAUUUAGCUCGUUCGAAAAUUGUUAAGAUUCCAAGUACAAUUGAAGAUCCAACUGUUUACAGAGAGAUAAAACAAGUUUUGCAGAAACUAGGCUACGCUAAACAAGCACUUGAUCCCCAAUGAAUUUAAAUUAUUGUAAUUCAUUGUAGUUUGUUAUUGUUUUUUUUUUAAAUAUUUAUUAAUGAAAAAUGUAACGUCUAAAGAAAUUCUAUUUUUUAAAUCGCAGAGUCCUGAUAAAUUGAAAACUAAAUAUUAUAAAAUAUAAAUGUAUAAAUACGGUGUAAUUAGAAAAAAAUAAUACUGAACAUUUUUUAAAAAUUGUUAAAAUUGUCAACUAACAAUUUUUUUUUUAGUUUUCAGUUUUAGGGAGAGAAAAUUUGGUGAAAGGAAAAAAAUUCCAAGUUCAAGAGCUGAAAAACUCAAAUAAUAUGAUUAUAAUAAUUCCUAUUUUAUUAUAAUGACAUAUCAUUGUUGCAGUAAAUUUUAUUAUAAUGACCAUUAAAAUAGGAUUUACGAAAAGUUAAUAAUUAAUAAAUAAAAUAUUUUUCUGAAUUA
Molecule: messenger RNA, 2885 nt
Organism: Leptopilina heterotoma
Lineage: Eukaryota; Metazoa; Arthropoda; Insecta; Hymenoptera; Figitidae
Product: acyl-CoA synthetase short-chain family member 3, mitochondrial
Exons: 12
Coding region: 408-2453 (681 amino acids)
Source: RefSeq, a predicted model, not a curated record